Molecule: messenger RNA, 5245 nt
Organism: Aedes albopictus (Asian tiger mosquito)
Lineage: Eukaryota; Metazoa; Arthropoda; Insecta; Diptera; Culicidae
Exons: 2
Coding region: 475-4518 (1347 amino acids)
Source: RefSeq, a predicted model, not a curated record
AACAGGCCUAACAUGCGCACUACCACUACUGUGGUCAACGAAGACGAUACCUCGUAUACCGUGCCCGUGGUCAGCGUAGCUGUCAACGGUGGAAAUGGCAAAAACAACAUAAAAAGACAGAACAUUGUUUGCUAACUACAACGUGACUUUGCUUAAUCUAUUUCUUUUUCUCUUAAAACACUUGAAAGUAUAAGUUUUUAACGCAUUUAUUGAACAUCUAAACUUAUACAUAAAAUUGAUUGCGGAUAGACAGACAACAGGGAGUUUACACAUUAAAAAAGGGACUAUAAACGUAAGUGACAAUUAAUUAACGAUUAUAAUUCACAAAUUAACCGACACAAUAAAAUCCGCAGCUAAAAGCAUCAUCCUAAAAAAUCGGGUGUGCUAGAAAGGAGUCCGAAAAUUCCUGCUGUCUCAUCCACCGCAACAAACUUUUAGGUUUAUAACCUCACAAGUGAGACAUCGCCUGUCGAAAUGCUAGGAUCGAAGAAGGGAUCCGACAGACGAUCUAGCGUCGUUCGACAGCUGACAGAAGAGGAAAGUUCGGCAGCUGGUUGCUGUCCCCUAUGUGAUCGCCCUGACGUGGCCGAUAAGUGGAUGGUACAGUGCGAACUAUGUGAGAAGUGGUUUCACUUCUCUUGUGCGAAGGUGAAUAGUAGUGUGAAGGACAGAAGCUUUGCCUGCACUACAUGCGCACUUCCUCCAGGCCCGGAAUCCGUGAGGACGGGGGCAUCCAGUACCAGUUCAACGAGGAGAAGGCUGGAGCUUUUACGACUGGAAGAGGAUAGGGAAAUCCAGGAGAGGAUCCUGAGGGAACACGCGGAAGAAGAGGCGGCUCUGCAGAAGAAGGCACAGGAGGAAGAAAAGGAGCGAAGGAAGAGGAUAAUGGAGGAGAAACUGGAGAUAGCGAGAAGAUACCUCGGCAAGAAGUACGAAGUGCUUCAGGAAGAGGAGCGGUCCAACGACGGUAAGAGCCGGAGAAGCAAUGUCAGCACUCGGAGCAAUCUCGACAACGUUCUGAAGUGGGUUGAGGAUCAUGAUUUAGCCAUGGCUACUGGAUCCGGGACAAAUCAAGUCCCCAUCAGUUCCACGCUAAUCACUGAAGCUGGCCACAAAGAAGCAUCUGUCGAAAUCUCAGCCGAUAGCAUACUCCCGACUGCCGCUGUUCAGAGUGGGGCCCGCACGACACCAGUAACAGUUACCAGACCGAACGAUUGUAACGACAUCGCAUCGUGGGGUAUGCUAGUUCCCCGUUCAGAUCAAAACCCAGUAAAUCCACCAGCAUGCCUACCCCCGCCACGAUCGACGACCUCCCACACCCCAGCCUUUCUGGGAGCAGCCGAAAUCUCGCCCCCACCGCCUCUUCAAGCUGGACUGCCGGCAACGUUUUCCAUGAACAUUUCCGCACCACACGUCGGCGAGAAAUCCAGAGCAGACCUAGAGCGAGAACUACACGAAGUGCAGCAGCAGCUAGCCAACCUGAAGCGAUCUUCGUCUGGGCACCAUCAUCCAAGUCCGAACAACAACAUUGCACCGGUGGUAGCAGUAACUACUAGCCUAAGUAACACUAUGAGUACAGGUAUGUCAAACUUGCAUGAUUCGUCCCAGGUAAGGCAAGGAGUAGCUAGGCAGGCACAUAUUCCGAUCGAUUAUUCAGUAGGUACUCAGGCUGCAGGUUUAGCUCAGGGUGUUGCAAUACGUACGUCACAAAACACAGUAUUGAACUCUAACGCCUCACAGGCAGGGAUGACAAGGGUUCCCAACCACUCCAAUGACUAUUCGUAUCAGGGUGCCCCUUAUGUACAACCAUCGCGACAAUACGAACCUAUUAUUCUAAACUCUGUCAAUCAGAAUCCGAUGUGCUCGGUCGGUUCUGUCGGUGGACAUUUGUCGCGGCAGUUCGUGUCAAGCUUUUCGAAUCCGUUAAUUCUGCAUUCGAGUGGUGCAGCUUCCAUUCCGUUCGUCGCGAGUGUGCCUAGUGUUCCGAACCCUAUCAUCACGCCGUCAGUGUCAAGACGAAUUCCCAACGAUCCUCCACCACUGGUGUGUGGGCCGAAUUCCCAGCAAAUUGCCGCAAGACACGUAGUUCCCAAAGAACUACCGGAAUUCACAGGGGAUCCUAUAGACUGGCCGCUGUUCGUGAGCAGCUACACCAACUCAACGCGUAUGUGUGGCUAUACGGACGAUGAGAACCUUAUGCGGCUUCAACGCUGCUUGAAGGGAAAUGCGAAGGAGGCAGUUCGAGGGCAUCUUUACCACCCGUCAUCUGUACCACAAGUUAUGGCGACUUUGGAAACCCUCUUCGGACGACCGGAAUUAAUUGUGAAGUGCCUCAUGAACAAAGUUCACGCAACACCAGCGCCGAAGGCGGAGAAGUUGGAAAGCCUCAUCAGUUUCGGACUCGUCGUGCAGAAUUUGUGCAGCCAGUUGCGGUCUAUGGGUAUGGAUGCCCAUUUGUCGAAUCCCACUCUGCUGCAGGAGCUAGUGGAGAAGCUGCCGGCCAACAUCAAGCUGGACUGGGCUCUAUAUCAAAGACAGGUUCCGGUGGUGGAUUUGAACGCUUUCGGCACGUAUAUGACAACGAUUGUGUCAGCAGCCAGCAACGUCACAUUCUACACAGAACCGCUUCGUAAGCAGGAGAAGCCCAAGGGGAAGGAUAAAGGUUUCAUCAAUGCACAUUCUUCAGAACCGGACCAGAAAAUCAAUCGUGAGGUCCAAAAGGGAGAUAGCAGUGCAAUUUCAACCUACCAACCGAAGCCGUGUCUGAUGUGUAAAAAGGACGGACACAAAUUGAGGGACUGUAAUAGUUUCAAGAACUUGUCAUUAGAAAAUCGUUGGAAGACUACGCAGCAGUUGAAUCUAUGUCGUCGCUGUCUGAUUCCUCAUGGUAAGUGGCCAUGCAAAGCUACGGUAUGCGGUGAAGGCAACUGCAAUGAGCGGCAUCAUCAGCUAUUGCACCCUGGGAAACCCCAUGCACCGUCCUCCGAAGUUCCAACAUCAUCGAAGGGGCAUUCCACGUCUCUUCCGCCAGCGAACGUGAAUGUUCAUCGGCAACUGCCGUGUCCGGUACUUUUCCGCAUACUCCCCGUGACACUACAUGGGAAAACGGCAUCAAUCAACACUUUGGCAUUCCUUGAUGAUGGAUCGUCGUACACGUUGAUGGAGAAAGGCUUAGCGGACGAGCUAGGCGUGGAAGGAGAAGUAGAACCUCUGUGUUUGCAGUGGACCAGUAAUAUCCAGCGAACUGAAUGGGAUUCACUAAACGUCCAGCUCGAAAUCUCGGCUGCUGGCAAAGAUCGAAAGCACUCGCUGGAAUGUGUGCGGACGGUCGAAAGUUUGAAUCUUCCACCACAAUCGUUGGACUAUGAGGGAAUGGCGAGCAAGUUCGAUUAUCUCCAGGGCCUCCCCGUAGAUAGCUACUCUGCUGCGGCUCCUCGUAUAUUAAUCGGUGCCGACAACGCAAAACUGUUGCUGACUCUGAAGAAACGCGAAGGAAGAUACUGCGAGCCAGUUGCAGCAAAAACAAGGCUUGGCUGGACGAUCUACGGCAAAGUGGAAGGACUCGACGGCUCCCCAGAUCAUCGCCUCCUUCACAUAUGCGCGCGUUCCUGCGACCAGCAGCUACAUGACGCAGUGAAUGACUUCUUUUCCAUAGAGAAUGUUGGAGUCGCUCUCGUUCCGCUCCUGGAAGGUGAAGAAGAUCGACGUUCGCGAGAGAUACUAGAGGCUACAACAAUGCGUACAUCAUCAGGUCGUUUCCAGACGGGGUUGUUAUGGAAAUUCGACUACAUCGAGUUUCCUGAGAAUCGAUACAUGGCGGAGAAACGAUUGAUGUGCCUGGAACGGAGUUUAUCGAAAAAGCCGGAACUAUACGCCAACGUUCGGAAACAAAUGCUCGAUUAUCAAACCAAAGGCUAUGCUCAUAGGCUGACUGAACAGGAAAUCAGCAACAGUGAUCCGAGAAGAGUGUGGUACUUGCCGCUAGGAGUAGUGCAAAAUCCCAACAAACCUGGGAAAGUUCGAGUUGUGUGGGACGCUGCAGCAAAAACUGGAGGCGUUUCUUUGAACUCAAUGCUGCUGAAAGGACCAGACCUGCUUACAUCGUUACCGUCAGUGUUGUUCCGUUUCCGUCAACGAGAGAUUGCCAUCACCGGCGACAUUAAAGAAAUGUUCCACCAGAUCCUCAUCCGUCCAGAGGACCGGCAAGCUCAACGAUUCCUGUGGCGGGAUAACCCUGAAGAUCCUGUACGAGAAUACGUAAUGGACGUUGCGACAUUCGGGUCGACAUGCUCGCCGUGCUCCGCCCAGUACGUGAAAAACAAAAAUGCUGAGGAAUGGAAACAGGUUUAUCCGGAGGCCGCUACAGCAAUUGUGGAGAGCACAUACGUGGAUGACUACGCGAACAGUUCGGACACAGUAGAAGAAGCGGUUCGCGUAGCUCUUGAAGUGAAAAAGAUCCACGCAAGUGCGGGAUUCGAAAUACGGAACUGGCUUUCUAGCUCCAAGCGAGUUCUUUGACGGGUCGGGGAACAAAGUGAGCAAGUUGCGAAAUCCUUCAUUGCGGAGAAGGCUACCAACUCAGAGCGAGUCCUUGGACUGUCGUGGGUGCCAGAGAACGACGAGUUUACGUUUGCCCUCAGACUACGACCGGACGUUCACCAGCUACUGGCGGAUAAUAUUAUUCCAACGAAGCGUCAGGUUCUGCAAGUAGUUAUGAGUAUCUUCGACCCCCUUGGGCUCGUGGCCGCGUUUGUCGUACAAGGCAAAUGCUUGAUCCAGGACAUUUGGAGAGCCGGUGUGAACUGGGACGAUCGUAUUCCGGAAGAUUUGCUGCAUCACUGGCGGCGAUGGGUUGAAGUGCUUCAAAAUCUGAACCAAGUGAAGAUACCUCGCUGCUACUUUCCUGGAUAUGAUCCACGUUCUCUCGACAAUCUCGAACUACACGUAUUCGUAGAUGCGAGUGAAGCUGCGUAUGCUUGUGCGGCUUAUUUCCGGAUUGUGGACCGUGGGCGGGUACGCUGUUCACUUGUAUCCGCUAAAACAAAAGUAGCCCCCUUGAAGCCAAUGUCAGUCCCUCGUCUAGAACUGCAAGCCGCAGUCAUCGGAGUCCGACUGAUGAAGUCGGUUCAGGAGAAUCACACACUACCAAUCAGUCGUCGUGUCAUCUGGGGAGACUCAAAAACAGUGCAGUCCUGGAUUCGUUCAGAUCAGCGGAAGUACAGGCAAUUUGUCGCAUACAGAAUCA